Messenger RNA from Ruditapes philippinarum (Manila clam), 2126 nucleotides. Its product is annotated as von Willebrand factor A domain-containing protein 8-like. Lineage: Eukaryota; Metazoa; Mollusca; Bivalvia; Venerida; Veneridae. The coding region runs from base 16 to 2112 and encodes 698 amino acids. The record is from RefSeq and is a predicted model, not a curated record. The transcript has 15 exons. Gene Ontology annotation, cellular component: cytoplasm.
AAACUUUUGAAAUGGAUGUGGUUGUUUAAGGGUCCAGUGACAGUGCGUAUAGAGACCAUGCCUGUUGAUAGAACUGAAGCUCGAUCUAACAGAUUUACUGAACAAGAAGCUUUCUGGAAUGUCCCUUUACAUGAAACAAACAUUAUCUGUGAUAUAGCUGUAACGAAAGCCAGUGACAGAAGUCCGGGCCACACUGCAGCUGACAUUAUACAUAUAGGUACAGCAAACCCUGUUGGACUGUACUCUAUGAACCCACGUACAAUGACGGCAAACUUUCUCGACAUGUACGAUGUUUUCCCAAUGAUCAGCGGUUCUUACAGACCGUAUGUUAAAUUAUACCCACUGGGAGCCCCUCUAGAUGAUAAUAUCAUUCUACAUGAAGAAGUUACUAACACUAUACUGAAUAUAAACUACGAGACCGGUGAGAUUUCACGUGUAGUGAUUGACAGUUUACCUCAGACUGCUCCAGAGAGAGGUAGAUUUGUGUCGGCUGCAGCAACCAAGUCUAGUCCGUACAGAUUGUGUACAAAUUGUGUUCCUGAUCCCUGUGGUACUGUUGUGUUCUAUGAAAAAAAUGGAGAUUUUCUGGAGUUUGUUAGUGUAUUAGAGGGUAUAUCACACAAUGUGUCAAUACCAAUACACGUCAAUGAUGUUCAUCAGACAGGCACUAACAAAUGGUUACUGACAGAAGAUAAAACUUUCAAGAAGUACUUGUUGAUCAGAGAUGGAAUUGAAGAUUUUAAGUUGAACGCCAUCAUAGAGGAAGAUGGUGCUAGCAGUAUGUAUAUACAGAAAUGUUCAACAGUACCUAUGUCUGAUAAUGUACUGUCUGCUACCCUGGGGGAGAAAAUAUCAUCACCUAACAGAGUAAUGGUUUCUCCAGACUCCUAUGGUAGUGUAUUGAAAGGAUUUCCAGAUCAGGCUAAGACUGAGAUUUAUAAAAGUCCACGGGAACCAUUCAAGGAUGAACAGCCUGUGUCAGGAGAUAAGUUACUUGGAUUUACAUUAAAACAAGAUAAACAAAGCCCAGCACCAUCUGUUGUAUAUCUGCCAGACUGUGGACAAGUUGUUAGAACCAUUCCUACAUGGAAAGCCCCAGAAGGUGUUUUCCCUAAAGGUGGUAGUAAUACAGCUGGUUUAGGUGGUAUCGGUGGUCCAUACAGAUUAGACGCCGGUCAUAAUGUGGCUCAAGUUGCCCAGUGGGAGAAAGAUAACGUACCAGAACAUGUUCGUAAAGCUGCCAGGGAAAUGGGACAAAAAGCAUUUAAAGAAAGAUUAAAGGAAAUACAGAUGAGUGAGUAUGAUGCCGAGACGUACGAGAAUUUUGCUGGUCAUGUAAGAAGACAAGUUCAGUCACUCCGAGUGAUCAUAGACAGUCUACAGGCAAAGAGUAAAGAGCGUCAGUGGUUGAAAAAUCAGACAUACGGUGAUUUAGAUGAUGCUAAACUAAUUGAUGGUCUGACAGGGGAGAAAACUGUGUAUAAACGACGAGGUGAAAAAGAACCAGAGAUGGGUGCUAAACAAGAAUUACCUAAGAAGUUACGAUUAUUGGUAGAUGUAUCAGGUAGUAUGUACAGAUUUAACGGACAUGAUGGUAGACUAGAGAGAGAGAUGGAAACAGUGAUUAUGUCAAUGGAGGCUCUAGAAGGAUAUGAGGACAAAAUAAAGUUUGAUAUAGUGGGCCAUUCUGGAGAAGAUCAUAAAGUAGAGCUCACUAGUUUUGAUAAACCACCAAAAAAUAACAAAGAAAGAUUAAAGGUUGUCAAGACAAUGCACGCUCACUCUCAGUUCUGUAUGAGUGGAGACACAACUCUAGAAGCUACACGUCAUGCUGUCAAUACGUUAGCAAGAGAAGAAGCUGAUGAAAGGUUCCUCAUUAUUCUAAGUGAUGCUAACUUUGAUCGAUACGGUAUCUCACCAGCAAGGUUUGGUCAGAUUCUACGUAGUGAUGAGAAAGUGAAUGCGUAUGCUAUAUUUAUAGGAUCACUGGGUGAUCAAGCUGUCAGGUUACAUAAACAGCUACCAAUGGGUCACGCAUUUAUCUGUCUGGAUACGAAAAACCUGCCUCAAAUAUUGCAACAGAUCUUCACUUCUACUAUGCUCUCAAAAUAAUACUAUGGUUUUAG